Molecule: messenger RNA, 953 nt
Organism: Lactuca sativa (garden lettuce)
Lineage: Eukaryota; Viridiplantae; Streptophyta; Magnoliopsida; Asterales; Asteraceae
Molecular function (GO): DNA binding
Source: RefSeq, a predicted model, not a curated record
AGCGAAUUGGCGAGUAUGACGGAGCGUAUGUCGAGGGCACAGCUGAUAGGGUUUAUGGAGAGUUUACAAGGAGAGUGGUGUGGUCGCAGUGAGCGGAGGAAGGUGGUGGACGCCGCCGAAUUCGUGAAAGCUCUGCCAAUUGACUGGAAAAUCGAGCUCGCUUUACGCCGCCGCGCUGGACUGCACUCUAUUUACUGCCGGAGUUAUGUCAGCCCCUCAGGGGAACAUUUUAAGUCAUGCAAGGAUGCUGCAAUAUAUCUGAAAAAUCAAUCCCUAAUAACAGAUGCUCAUUCUGAAGAAGGGCAAAUGAGGCAAACAGAAAACGGUUUUCAUACAGUUCCCACAUUUGAGGUGAAUGGAGUUGAAGAUUCAUCUGUUGUUGAGGUUGAGGAAGAUGUUGACUGGUCAACAACCGGUGAACUCUAUGAUGUUAAAGUUUCAACUCUUAUUGAAUGCUCUCCUUGUGGAAUAGUGUUUCAAGAUAUGCGUGAGUUGGAGCGACACCUGGCGACUUUUCACAAGGAAACCACUCGAAGAUUUGAUCUUCCAAGUGGGACGCGUGCUUUUGAAAAACAUGCUGACAUGGAUCUUGGCAAUGAAGAACAAGAAGAGGUUGAAAUCAUCAAUGAAAGGUUCAAAACACAUUGUACAUGGUGCAACAAAGAGUUCAUAUGUGAGCCGGUUGAUACGGAAACUAUGGAAGAUGCAAGUGGCUUCAUGUGUCAACCAUGCAAAGAUAAACUAUGUGGAGCCUUUGAAAGGAGUUUGUUAAAGUGUUAUAAAGAUUAGCUUUGGUUUUGAGAUAGUUUUUAGUUACAAAUUUGAGGUGAUUUUUAGGUUUUGAGAAGAGGAAAAUUUAUGUUGUUUUUUUUUUUUUUUUCUUUUAGUUAUGUUGAAUUCAAAUCUUACAUUUGUAUAUUGUUCUAUUGAUUCUCAAGGUUUUGUGUCAAUAA